AUGUCGGGUGGUGACAGGAGAAGGAGGAAUGAUGAUGAUGUUGACGAACAAGAGGAACAGAAUCCAAUUUUGAGAAGGGAAGAAAUUCUACCUGAUCCUCAGGAAGAACAAGAAAAAAUUGUAAUAACCACUGAAGACUCGGUGAUCACCAUCGAUGAGUCUUCCUCUGGUUCUGGUUCUGGAGCGGGAAUUCAAACUGAAACUGGAACUGGGACUGGGACUGGAGCUGGAACUGGAGCUGGAAUUGGAGCUGGAACUGGAGCUGGAACUGGAGCUGGAAUUGAUUGCAAUAUACCCGGGGAAAUGCCUGGAGUUGUCAUAAAAAUUUUAUUCAACGACCACCCGUCAGUCAAGAGAAGUAUCAGCAGAGGAGAGCAAUAA
Fopius arisanus is the source of this 381-nucleotide messenger RNA. RefSeq names its product period circadian protein. Lineage: Eukaryota; Metazoa; Arthropoda; Insecta; Hymenoptera; Braconidae. The record is from RefSeq and is a predicted model, not a curated record. Bases 1 to 381 code for a protein of 126 amino acids. The transcript has a single exon.